AUGCCACCAAUCCGCACAACCCGCAACGCAAAGCCUCCCCCCGCAGGCUUCGACGACAUCGAAGACACCCUUUUGGAGUUCAGCAACAAAAUGAAAGAUGCCGAGAAUGCGCCUCACGAAGGGAAAAAGAGGCAUGAAGUGCUCUGGCCUGUAUUCCAGAUUAGUCAUCAACGAUCCCGCUACAUCUACGAACUCUACUAUGAAAAAGAAGCCAUCUCAAAACAGUUAUAUGACUGGCUGCUGAAGAACAAGUAUGCGGAUGCAAUGCUGAUUGCGAAAUGGAAGAAGCAGGGUUAUGAAAAGUUAUGCUGCCUCCGAUGCAUACAGACGAAAGAGACCAAUUUCAACUCUACGUGUAUUUGUCGAGUGCCCAAAGCUCAGCUAAAGGAGGAGCAGGCGAUACAGUGCGUUAAUUGUGGGUGUAGGGGUUGUUCGAGUAGUGAUUAA
This is a messenger RNA of Talaromyces marneffei, 447 nucleotides long. RefSeq lists its product as uncharacterized. The record is from RefSeq and is a predicted model, not a curated record. The transcript has 3 exons. NCBI's taxonomy places the organism in Eukaryota, Fungi, Ascomycota, Eurotiomycetes, Eurotiales, Trichocomaceae. Gene Ontology annotation, biological process: mRNA splicing, via spliceosome. Gene Ontology annotation, cellular component: spliceosomal complex; nucleus. Bases 1 to 447 code for a protein of 148 amino acids.